AUGCGUCAAUCAUCCUAGAAAAACACCUUUUUAAAAACUAUCCCUUUUACUUCUAUUUUUAUGGAGGCUUUAAAGUAAUCCUCAAUGUGGGUAUCAUCGAAUGCCAUUGAUGGGAAUAGUCAAUUUUAAGGCAGGUUACUUUUAAAAGUUGAUAUUCAAUGGGAAUCGGUGUAGCUGAAUCUACAUCCUGAAAAACUAUAUAGGAAAGGUGUAGGAUCUGAAGAUUAUACCUCCUAUUGUUAAUUACAAGCAUGUUUUCUCAAAAAGUUUACUCAUUUUGAUCCCACAAUGCCGAAUUAUAGAUACGGAAUUAGACUGUAAUUUGGAUAAUAACUAACUCAUUUAUUAUGCGAAAAUGCAGAUAUCUUCAAAAAAUGGUUUCAGUUUUUAAGAAGAUUCUGCAUAAUGGAUAAAUUCGCUAGGAAAUAUAAAGUCUUAGGUAAAAUAAAGUACAGUGAUCCAGUAUUUGGACAAUGCCUAUUCUCUUGUGUCAGAGUGCAAGAUGCAGAGUAUCAUGUUGUGAAGGUAAUCGAGAAGGAUGCAAUUACAGCAGCAUAAAAGCAAAAUUUAUAUAGGGAAUUAAGCAACUUAAGAAAAUUGAGUCAUACAUAAAUAUGUUAUAUAGUUGAAGUGUUUGAAGAUGAAUAGAAUGUGUAUGUGUUGUAUGAGUACUACUUGGGUAUUGAUUUGAGAUCAUACAUCAAGGAAUCCCAAAUAUAUCAGAUGGCAGAGUAGUCUACAUAAGGAUUGGAGGAAAAACUGGUUGCUGAUAUUAUCUAUGGGAUUUUGUAAGCCAUUCAACAUAUGCAUUAAAAAGGAGUUUUUCAUCGGGAUAUAAAAAUGGAAAACUUGUUCAUCCCUGAGAAGAAACGUUUGCCAUUUGUUGUCUUAGGCAACUUUUGUUAUUCUGAAACAACCGAUCAACCUUAAUAUAAGAAGUGUGGUACUCCUGGGUUUGUUGCACCUGAGAUAUUUAGAUCCAAAAAUUACACUAGCAAAGUGGAUUUAUUUUCAUUGGGUGUCAUCUUUUAUCUUCUAAUUUAUGGAAAAUUACCAUUUGAAGGCAAAGAUUAAGAAGAAAUACUGAGAUCAAAUGAGAAAUGUGAUAUAGAUUUAAAAAUAGAAAAAAAAAUAUGCAAGAAAAUUUCAAAUUCUGGCAUGGAUUUGUUAAAGGGAUUAUUGAAUAAAGAACCAAUUAAAAGACUGUCAGCUGCUUAGGCACUCAAUCAUCAUUGGUUCAUCAAAAUGGGAACUAGACAUUAAAGAAACCAAUAUCUUUAGGUAUAAAGAGGGAAGUCUUUGUCUACUAUUAUUGAAAAUUCAGUAGAUAUUACUUAAAGUUAUUAUUAAUCAAAUUCUUAAUUGCACUAAUCUACAAAAGAAGAGGACAGAUUAGACAGAGUAGAAAAGGAGUUUAUUUAAGAUAGUCUAUAUGAUAAAUUGCUCCAUUUUAAUAGUGUUUAGUAUUAGCCUUCUAAAAUUCGUCACAAUUAGUAAUAAUCGUGA
Molecule: messenger RNA, 1506 nt
Organism: Paramecium tetraurelia
Lineage: Eukaryota; Ciliophora; Oligohymenophorea; Peniculida; Parameciidae
Exons: 4
Biological process (GO): regulation of cytokinesis; mitotic cell cycle; protein phosphorylation
Cellular component (GO): nucleus; cytoplasm; spindle pole
Molecular function (GO): ATP binding; protein kinase activity
Source: RefSeq, a predicted model, not a curated record